GCUCUGAGGGCUGCAGGCUAGGAUUAUAAAGAAGGGCGUGUGUGGUAUGUGAGGUGUUGCCUGAAACCGGGCAUGACAGCAGCACAAUGCACCUGACCGGAGUCUCUGAGAGUCAUACCCCCUCAGCUUGAUAAACACCUGCUUUGAUUACAGGACACAGUCACAUCACGUCAUGGAGGGGAAGCUGCUGCUCGUGCUCCUGGUUCUAACAGCUGCAGGAAGCAACGCACAGAACACGUCAGAUGUUUGUGGCAUUGCACCGCUCAACACCAGGAUCGUAGGAGGCGUAAAUGCUCUACGAGGGUCGUGGCCCUGGCAGGUCAGUCUACACGACAGCAACGGACAUUUCUGUGGAGGCUCCCUGAUCAACAGCCAGUGGGUCCUGUGUGCUGCUCACUGCUUCUCCAGCACCAGCACGUCAGGUUUAACCGUUUAUCUCGGACGUGACAACCAACAACUCCUAAAUCCUAACGAGGUGUCCCGGUCGCUGUCUCAGAUCAUCAUAAAUCCAAACUAUGACCCUAACACAAACAACAAUGAUGUCUCCUUGUUGCGUCUGUCCUCUCCUGUUAACUUCACCAACUACAUCAGUCCGGUGUGUCUGGCGGCAGCUGGCAGCACGUACCCGGACGGGACGACCUGCUGGGUCACCGGAUGGGGAACCAUCUCAAGUAGCGGCAUUUCUCUUCCGUUCCCUCAGACGCUGCAGGAGGUCAGCGUUCCCCUUGUGUCCAACACGCAGUGUAACGCUGCUUACGGAUCAAUCACAAGCAACAUGAUCUGUGCCGGUCUACCCGCGGGAGGGAAGGACUCCUGCCAGGGGGACUCUGGCGGCCCGUUGGUGACUAAAAGCGGCUCUACGUGGGUCCAGGUCGGAGUGGUGAGUUUUGGAAAAGACUGUGCUCUGCCCAACUUCCCAGGAGUCUACGCCCGAGUGUCCCAGUACAACUCCUGGAUCAAGAACCAGAUCAACGGGGCAACAUCUGGAACCGCUCAUCUGGUUUCCCUCUCAGCUCCUCUGCUGCUGUCCUUCUUCCCUAUUCUCUUCUCUCUCUUUGUGCUUUCAUAGCAACGUCUAACGGUCGGGAUCACUGGAUCGCUGCCUUAUGAGCCUCUGAGAUUCAUUAUCUUUAUAAACAAGAAAACUCAAUCAUUUAUGUAAAAACUUGAUGUCUGCUGUUUAUUUUCUCUCUUAAGUGAUAAAUUGUUUUGUCUUUAAAAUGACAGAAAGUAGAGAAAAGGUCUAAUCUUUCGGAUUGUCUCAUCUUUUUCUUUCUUCUGCUACAACUUGUUUUGGAUUUGGCACAAAGACAUGGGAUUAUAUACAACGUUAUAACCUCUGUAUUACGGGAAGAUGUCUUGUUGUGUUUUCGGUUGGGGCUGCAACUAAAGAUUAUUUUCAUCAUCAAUCAA
Messenger RNA from Sander lucioperca (pikeperch), 1413 nucleotides. Its product is annotated as chymotrypsin-like protease CTRL-1. Gene Ontology annotation, biological process: proteolysis. Gene Ontology annotation, molecular function: serine-type endopeptidase activity. The record is from RefSeq and is a predicted model, not a curated record. The coding region runs from base 173 to 1069 and encodes 298 amino acids. The transcript is spliced from 6 exons. NCBI's taxonomy places the organism in Eukaryota, Metazoa, Chordata, Actinopteri, Perciformes, Percidae.